This is a messenger RNA of Conger conger (European conger), 4505 nucleotides long. Its product is annotated as integrin alpha-4-like. Bases 146 to 3316 code for a protein of 1056 amino acids. Gene Ontology annotation, biological process: integrin-mediated signaling pathway; cell adhesion mediated by integrin; cell-cell adhesion. The record is from RefSeq and is a predicted model, not a curated record. Lineage: Eukaryota; Metazoa; Chordata; Actinopteri; Anguilliformes; Congridae. Gene Ontology annotation, cellular component: integrin complex; external side of plasma membrane. The transcript has 29 exons. Gene Ontology annotation, molecular function: integrin binding.
UAAGAAUCAUAUGCAUUCGUGCGUCAACGUGGAGACAUCAAGCACAAGUCAAGUCAACGCCGACGCCUUGUUUGCACGCGUACAGUUUUGUAAUGUAAAGCAAGCCAUUGCAAUUUAAAAAGUUACUCGCUAAAGUUUCACAAAUAUGCAACUAUUCAAGCUCGGGAAGAUUCACUGUUGCAUCAGCGUCUUCAAUCUACUAAUUUACCUUUGCCAUCUCCUUAGCUCCACUCGGGGUUACAAUUUGGAUACCGACCACUAUCUUAAUUUCACUGGCUCAAACGGCUCAAUGUUUGGAUAUUCGGUUUUGCUUCACAAACAUGAAAACGAGACAUGGGUGUUGGUGGGCGCACCGGUUGCAAACUCUAGCUUUCACAUGCACACCAGAAACCCUGGUGCAAUUUUUAAAUGCAAAAUCACAGAUGGGACAUCCUGCGAGGAGAUUGAUAUAGGCAUGCAAAAUGUUAGAUGUGGAAAGACUUGCUAUUCUGAAACUGACAAUCAAUGGCUUGGUGUGAGCAUGUCCCGACAGCAGGCUGAUGGAAGCAUAUUGGUCUGUGGACAUCGUUGGAAAAAUAUAUAUUACUCAAAAGAAAACAACUCUAAGACGCCCAUGUUGCCACAUGGUUUAUGCUACAAAUUGGAGGCUGAUUUGAUGCACUCUAUUCAUUUUAUCCCUUGCUACAAAGACAAGGCGAAAGAGCAUGAUGACGACUAUACAUUCUGCCAAGCUGGAACAUCCAAUUUUCUGAUGGAGGACUUAAUUGUUAUGGGCGCCCCUGGGACUGCUUACGGGACUGGCUCGGUUUUGGUCUUUAACAUAUCGGCUCAAAGUCUAUCAUUCUUCGAUGGAGAAGGCAGCUUUGUGCAGUCUGGAAGCUAUUUAGGAUACUCUGUUGGGGCAGGCCACUUCAGUCACCCAGACAGCACAGAGGUGGUGGGAGGGGCACCGCAGUCUGAGCAAAUUGGUAAAGUGUGCAUACUCAAAAUGGAAUCUGACGAGCUCAAAGUCAUCUUUCAAGCCACUGGCAAGAAGCUGGGCUCCUAUUUUGGCGCGUCUGUCUGUGUGGUUGACCUGAAUUCAGACGGGCUCUCUGACCUGCUAGUGGGAGCUCCCAUGUACAGCAGUGUCCGGGAAGAAGGACGUGUGUAUAUCUACAUGAACCAUGGAGCUCAAAAAAUUGUGGAAGUAGGGUUUGUAUUGGCGGGGAGUGAUGCCUAUGCAGCAAGGUUUGGAGAAGCCAUCACAAACCUUGGAGAUAUUGAUGACGAUGGCUACCCAGAUGUUGCAGUUGGGGCACCACAGGAAGACAAUCUAAAAGGAGCUGUUUAUAUCUACAAUGGGAGGAGGAAUGGCAUCACUCAGACUUACGUUCAACGCAUCACUGGGGCCUUGCUGGGUAAUCCCUUCAAGAUGUUUGGUCAGUCUGUGUCUGGUGGCAUCGACGUGGAUGGAAAUGGCUACCCAGAUAUUGCCGUAGGGGCCUUUCUGUCCGAUUCAGCAGUGGUACUCAGGACACGGGCUGUGGUCAUUGUGGAGGCCUUUGUAAUCCUGCCUGUCAGUGUGAACCGAAGCCAACUGCUGUGCUCUGAGAAUGGCCAGCCGGCCGUCUGUAUCAACGUCAAUGUCUGCUUCAAGGUCCAGGGUCGACGGAUACCUGGAAAAAUAGGACUGCUGUACAACCUCUCUGCGGAUGUGAAUCACUUGGAGGCCUUUCCCUCCAGGUUCUACUUCACUGGGAACGGGACGUCCAACACAACAGCCGGGCGGGUGGAGACCGAGCCCGGGAGCCUGACCUGCGUCCCUCACAGAGCCUUCAUGAGGCGAGAUGUUCGAGACAUAUUCACCCCAAUCCUGUUUGAGAUGAAAUAUGAGCUGGGAGAGCACAGUGUUCCUAAGGAUGUUUCUGGAAGUUUCCCCCCCCUCAAACCAGUCCAGCAGAGGAAGGGGAACAGUAACCAGGUUGCCAACCAGACAGAAUUUGCCCGAUACUGUGCGUGGGUCAACUGUUCAACAAAUCUGCAGGUUUCUGCAAGCCUGGUGCUGCCCCAGUCCUACAAAAACAUGCAGUACUUUGCGCUGGGGGAGAAGAAGACUGUCAUGCUGAACGUGACUCUGAUCAACAGCGGGGAUGAUGCCUUCCUCCCCAGGAUUUACCUAAGGUUCCCCAGCAGCCUGUUCUUUAUCAAAGUCCUCGAUGCGGCAAUGAAGUAUGUGAGCUGUGAAAUCACCAAGGAAGGCGAAGCCUACACAGGGUUGAACUGCAGUGUGGGGAAUCUUUUUAUUAACUCUCUGGAAAAGCACACUAUCAGUUUUCUGCUGGAUGUCAACCAGAGCAGUAAUGCAGGAGACCUCAAUAUUACAGUCAACACUACCUGUCAGAGUUCUGAAAAUGAAGACCUUCUCCAUGAUAACUUUGCCAGACUGAUGUUGCCUUUGAGAUAUGGUGUCAACCUUACUGUCCACGGAUUUGUCAGCCCAUCCACAUUCAUAUUUGGACAUGAGAAGAGCAGUGUUGACUUCACAGAGAAGUUCAAUUUCACCUUCAAGAUUAUUAAUGUUGGGCCAAGCAAAGCUCUGGGAGCCAAAGUUGAAAUAGAUAUACCCAGACACAUGGUACCAUACCCAAACAUAUUACUCAACAUUUUGGAUGUCAAGACGUCUCUCGGGAGCUGUGACAUUAAAAAUUCCACCAAUGUGACUGACGAUUAUUAUCGCAUGCCAAAACCAUUCCUCUUUGAAUACCUGAUAUCCCCCCCUUUUGAACAAAGGCAACGGCAUAUGUACUGCACAAAGGAGGACCUGACGUGCUUGUACAUCACGUGCGUGUUAGGAGACAUGGAUGUUGGGAAAGAUGCCUCUGUGCUUGUGGCGGUACAGCUGAACCCUGCAGUACUACAGAUCUACCCUGGGAAGAUCGUCGCUGCAGUGGAGAGCUCAGCUAUUGCGUCACCAGUGAAGGAUAUUUAUGUCCUGGACUUACAGGAAGGGAUGGCUGCCAGUAUUUUGCUGAUGGGCCAUAGUGGUCAGAUGUCGUUUCGUGACAGAGUCAUCAUCCUGGCAGUGAGUCUGUUCAUCGGGUGUGGAACACAGGCCUUUAUUAUAGUCUGCCUCAAUAAGAUGGCGCAGUGGGUAGCACCGCCGCCUGACAGCAAGGAGGUCCUGGGUUCAAAUCCCCGUCGGCCGGGGCCUCUCUGUGUGGAGUUUGCAUGUUCUCCUCGUGUUUGUGUGGGUUUCCUCCAGGCUGGUUUCUUUAACAGGUGGAAAAAAUUGGAGCAAGACAGCUUGCUCAAUAUAAAUGAGGACAAGGAUUGAAUUUUGAGAAAAAAUGCACAAUCAAGUUUUGUUUUUUUAAAAUAAAAAAAUAAGGGAAGAAGAGGUCUGCUGCACAAUUAAAAUGUCCUAAAAAUCCAAAACCCUAUGGAUGUCUUCAAUAUAGAAGGAAGUAACAUUGUAGAAGUUAAGAGAAGAAAGGUUUCCACUGUACUUUAGCUUCUUUGCCUAGACACAUUUCCGCUGUACCAACCUUUUGGCCAGUUAGAUCAAAACACAAAAUGUGUCCAUUAAAAAAAAGAAUGCAAGAAUUAGCUGUGCCGUCAUGCAGUACGACCUCUACAAAAUGACAAUCAAUGGAGAAGGUAGUGGGAAUUUGCUGCUUCCCAAUUUCCUAUUUCCUAUUCCUAAGUACAAAGCUUGAAAAUUCAUCAAGCUACAGUAUUUAUGCUCAAAGUGGCAGUAGAAAAGUCUGAUUGCAUUAAGUUAUGUUUCUAUAUUAAAUGCAUUAUCUGCAGGACAGACAAAAUUCACUUUAUUUUAAAUGACAGUAAGGGCUUAAUAGCUAAUAUAAUAUAUAUUUUUUUUUAUCAUGUUCACAAAGUGUACAAUGAGAUGUAAAAGUCUCCAGAUGACGUUUUGCUGUUUAGGUAUGAACCCAGACAUGUAUUUGUAAAUGUAUUUUAAUAAAACCUUUUUUUUGUUUCUGGACAAAAAAACAGUCUGCUUUUGUUUUUUAUAUAAUAGCUUUAUUUCUAAUAAUAUUUUAUACUAUAAAAAAGUGAUUUGUGCAAAAGCUAAAGGUUUGUAAAAACAAUGCAAUAUUUUACAGAUUACAUUCAGUUUAGCUUUGAGUUUGUAUGCACUGGAAUGUUUGAUGGGUAUUUUGCCUUUGCAUUUAAAUAAUAGUUAAAUAAUGUUGUGUCUAAAGACAGUGUGUUGUCUACUUUGACAUCCCGAUAUUCACUGUGUAGUGAACUUAGAGUAGUGCACAGCAGUGGUCAUGUGAAGCCCUUUAUGCCUAGAAAAGCCUUUGGUAAGUUGGUGUGGAGACAGCGGCUUAAAUGCAGCUGCACUUGAUCAGGGACUCUUCGGUUUCCUCCACGUUCACCCCGAAAAGCGUGAUAAGUUCAGGGUGCACCCUGCAGAACAAGACGCCUCAUUACAGCCAAGCACGCAGGCAGGAAGAUGUCUGUAAGAUUGACACUCACUGGACAACUGUUUGAAUACG